CAGCAUCACCGGUUGGGGCGCGCGAACCACGAACGGUGGCCGACGCUUCAAUCGAACGAAACUCGAACACGGAACAUCUUGGUGCUGUGGAUCUUGGGCCGAAUUCUUUUUUAGAUAACCAGUGAAGUAGUGUCUCGACCACUAACCCCCGGUGUGAUUUGGUGGCAUUCGGUGUGUGUGUGGCCAUCAAUCAGUAUUAUGUUAAAUUAGUGCGAGGACAGCUGUUUGUGUGAACCGAAGUUGAACCGACGGACGGACGGACAAGACGGACGAUGAUCUCGCGCUGUCCUUCGUCGCAAAGGGACCACGCCGGCGGACGGCGACACAACUGAUCGGCAACACAACAAAUCCCGGUGCUGCUGCUGCUGCGUGAAACGAGUGCCAAACGGACCAAAACAUCAACUUUGCUCUUGCUGGUGGCGAUUAAUUUGGUUGUUUUUUGUGUAAGCCAAAGAGACACAAGAGAUGGUGGCGAGCGCGUGUCUUAUGCUGUGUGGAGCUUUUUGAGCAGCCUAGAACCGACCGUAGCACCGUAGCAUCCGAAGUUUAGACGCCGCAGACGCUGGCGGUUGCCACCGUUGGAUGUAACAAAUUAACCGCUCAACCGGAACGUUGAGCUUGCUGUCUCCUGCUUGCUUGAGCUAUCAGGGUCGGCCGUUUCCUUGCCGGCACCCCCCGCCCCCCAAACCCGACGGCCGAUGGACGGGCCGGCGCACGUUUGCUGACACUCUGCGGGCCAAGCAUGCGUUCGUUGGCGACCGAAGAUGGCGCCGAGGCCGAGCCGGAGGACCCGCGUGCCGCCGCCAACCGCGAGGAUGACAUAAAUUGGAAAAUGUCAAGCCAGCAACAGGUGACACCGACGACGACGACGACAGCAGGCACCGAAGCGCCAACCGCUACCGAACGCCGCCGGUGGCCAACGCCGCCGGUGGAUGGGGAGAAUAAUCCAAUUAAAUCGUUGCGACGGCAACAACACUGUGAUAUUACCGUGGACCCCACCGACGCCCCGGACGGCUCCGUGGCCCCGGAAACGGAUCGUCCCCGCGGUGGCUUGCGACGGAUGCCGGCGAUCGGGUAUGACGACGAUGGCGACACCGAUGGCGUCGAGGAUCCCCGGAAUGGCGAGCGAGAAAGCGCCAAUAAUAACCACGUUACGGUGGACGCCCAGGACGAACCAGCCCUGGAGCGGAACCAGCACAAAACGAUCAAUGCUCGGCGUCGCUGGAAGUUGUUGGCCAAGGCGUUGCGACACGAUUCCAGCGAGGAAGAUCAGUUUUCCAAGUUCAAUCUGAUCGAAGCGGAUCGCGUUGGGGACGAAAAGUACGAGAACGUGUACGUGUACCGGUUGUACGAUCGGUACCGGGUCAAGAUCCGGCUGAUCGGCCCCGAGCGUCCGUGGACGGCUACGGAGCUGAUUGGGUUCAACAAUACGGGCAACAUCUGCGUGUGGCCCUCGGAGGAAGCGCUCGCGUACUACGUCCUGGCGCGGCUGGCGCAGUUCGACGGCACCAGGGUGCUGGAGCUGGGCGGUGGAAUGACGUGCCUGGCAGGGCUGGUACUGGCCAAGUACGGGCAGCCGGCGUUCGUGCACGUGUCCGACGGAAACGAGCUGUCGGUCGAGAACGUGCGCAAAUCGUUGGUGUUGAACAAGUUCAACUGUACGAUCAAGUCGUCCGUUUUGAAGUGGGACCGUUCGGCGGUCGGGUCGGCCGUUGGGCCGGCCGAGCCGAAGUACCAGUUUAUCCUGUCGGCCGACUGCCUGUUCUUCGACGAGUCACGAUCGCAGCUGAUCGACACGGUGUGGCUGCUGCUGGCGGAGGAGGGAGUUGCCCUCGUUACGGCCCCGAGACGAGGCAACACGUUGGGGUUGUUUUUGAACGAAUGCGUCGCCCGCGGGUUCCACUAUGAGCUGCUCCAGUGCUACAAUGAGGCCAUCUGGGCGCGCCAUCUUGAGCUGAAACUGAUGGAGGGCUACGACGAAAACAUUCACUACCCGCUGCUGGUGAAACUGUACAAAUACGCUCACGGAUCGGUGCUGCAUCGGUUGUUGUGACACGCCACGCCAUUGCGUGACCAUUUGGCGUUUCGGCCUUAGUAUCUGUAGGUUAGGUUAGUACCAAACAUUUCCAGAACUUGAAAAAGCAACAAAACACAUCCAAACAAACCCCAAAUGCCGCCAGCUUGGUCCCAGUCCGUGUGUGUGUGUCGAGAGUGGCCGUUCCGGUGCAGCUUCUGUGACGGCGUGGCCUUUGCCUGGGCCGGAUUCAGAAGCAUCGCGUGUUUGAUUGAUACAUUCACUUAAUUAGUGCUCGUCGUAAUUUCAUUUAAAGUCCAUCCUGUUGCACCUCGAUGCCAUUAGCUUACGGUUCACUAGCGCGCUGUCGCUCUCUGGCUCUCUGGCGCUGUCCUGCUGCUGCUCGCCGCCGGGGGGCGGAAUGGGGACCAGAAACUUUGCGUUAUUUUAGACCCCACUGCUGAUGCCAGACCGUAGCGUAGAGAGCGGGCCCUUUCCAAGUGGCCCCUUUGUUACUCGUGUAUGAAAUUAAUUAGAACUAGUUUACGGAACGGGUGCAAAGAAUGGGAACAGUAUUGAGACACCGCUUUGGACAUUCUGGGGCCGCCAGCCGUGGCUACAGUUUAGUAGAAUUAAAUCUCCUUAUCGUGUACUCUGUAAAUGAACAAGACCAAACGGACCCAACACGUGGUCCGUGGAUAGACAAUUACAUUUUGUGAUACGUUUGAACGGGAGGUGGCGCACCCAUUCAAGGCCAACUGACCGUUUGACUAGUUAGUUGAGGCAACACAUUUGAGCCUCAUUCGCUCUGUUACGCUUGUGGAAUUUCUGUGUUUAGUCUAGAAACAUGUGCCGUCACGGCAAAAUGAAAUGCUACGGACCGUGCGGGGUCGCGCUCCAGCUCAGCGGUAGACAGAGCCGUGCGUGCGUUGGCCAUAGAUUGUGCUGUCUGGAGCCGAUGCACCAAUUAAAUCAACGGCCGCAUGCUGAAGUAUUUGACAAAACAUUGGUGCGAUCCGGGUUCCCGUGGAGAGGCCUUGACCAACCGUGCAGUUUGUUAUUGUUUCUCGGAGUAAAACAAUCAUACACAAUGUACAAAACAAAGCACCAAGUGUAACAUAAACAGGAUUCCCGUCUCGGAAUAAAGAUCGGUGUGCCAGGGACCGGGUGUGUGUGAUCGUAAAACUCAAGGCGCGCACGCUCCCCGAUAUCUUUCCGUUUUGCCAACGUAACAUAAUGUUUAUU
Messenger RNA from Anopheles cruzii, 3259 nucleotides. RefSeq names its product calmodulin-lysine N-methyltransferase. Bases 743 to 2053 code for a protein of 436 amino acids. The record is from RefSeq and is a predicted model, not a curated record. The transcript has 2 exons. Gene Ontology annotation, molecular function: calmodulin-lysine N-methyltransferase activity. NCBI's taxonomy places the organism in Eukaryota, Metazoa, Arthropoda, Insecta, Diptera, Culicidae. Gene Ontology annotation, cellular component: cytoplasm.